Molecule: messenger RNA, 1767 nt
Organism: Purpureocillium lilacinum
Lineage: Eukaryota; Fungi; Ascomycota; Sordariomycetes; Hypocreales; Ophiocordycipitaceae
Biological process (GO): phosphorylation; xylulose metabolic process
Cellular component (GO): cytosol
Molecular function (GO): D-xylulokinase activity
Source: RefSeq, a predicted model, not a curated record
AUGAGCGCGGACACGAGGCCUCUGUACCUGGGCUUUGACCUGUCGACGCAGCAGCUCAAGGCCAUCGUCGUCAACUCGGACCUCAAGACCGUCGCCCAGGCCAAGGUCGACUUCGACGGCGACUUCAGCCCCAAGUAUGGCGUCAGCAAGGGCGUGCACGUGCGGCCCUCGACGGGCGAGGUCUACGCCCCCGUCGCCAUGUGGAUGGAGUCGCUCGACCUGGUGCUGGAGCGCCUCGCCGCCGCCAUGGAGGCCCAGAAUGUGCCCAUGGCUCGCAUCGCCGCCGUGAGCGGCUCCGGCCAGCAGCACGGCAGCGUGUACUGGGCCGCCGGCGCGGAGGACGCCCUCGCCGCGCUGGACCCGGAGAGGCCCCUCGUCGCGCAGCUCGCGCCCGUGCUCGCCCACGACUGGUCCCCCAACUGGCAGGACCAGAGCACCCAGCGCGAGUGCGACGCCUUUGACGCGGAGCUCGGCGGCAGGGAGAGGCUGGCCGAGGUGACGGGCAGUGGAGCUCACCAUCGGUUUACCGGCCUGCAAAUCAUGCGCAUGAAGCGCGUCCGCCCCGGCGUGUACGACGCCACGGCGCGCAUCUCGCUCGUCUCGUCGUGGCUCGCCUCCCUCCUGCUCGGCGCCAUCGCGCCCCUCGACGUCGGCGACGUCUGUGGCAUGAACCUCUGGGACAUGCCCAACCAGCGCUACAGCGAGGAGCUGCUGGCCCUCGCCGCGGGCGGGCGCGGCGCCCCCGCCGCCGAGCUGCGCCGCAAGCUGGGCGAGCCCGUCAUGGACGGCGGCGCGACACUCGGCCGCGUCUCCCCCUACUUCGUGCGGCGGUACGGCUUCGCCCCCGAGUGCGCCGUCGUGCCCUUCACGGGCGACAACCCGGCCACCAUCCUCGCCCUGCCGCUGCGCCCGCUCGACGCCAUCGUCUCGCUCGGCACCUCCACCACCUUCCUCAUGAACACGCCCAAGUACAAGCCCGACGGCGCGUACCACUUCUUCAACCACCCGACCACCCGCGGCAACUACAUGUUUAUGCUGUGCUACAAGAACGGCGGGCUCGCGCGCGAAAAGGUCCGCGAUGCGCUGCCCCAGACGUCGACGAACACCUCCGGCGGAGGUGACGACCCCUGGGCCGCCUUCAACAAGGCCGUCCUCGACACCCCGCCCCUGGACGUGGCCCAGGACGGUGACCGGGCCAAGCUGGGCCUGUAUUUCUACCUGCGCGAGACGGUGCCCAACAUCCGCGCCGGCACCUGGCGGUUCACAUGCUCCGCCGCCGACGGCAGCGACCUGGCCGAGUCCCCGGAUGGCUGGCCCGCGGAGACGGACCCGCGCGUCAUCACCGAGUCGCAGGCGCUGUCGAUGCGCCUGCGGUCGCAGAACCUCGUCCACCCGCCGCGCGCCGGCCUGCCCGCGCAGCCGCGCCGCAUCUACCUCGUGGGCGGCGGGUCCAUGAACCCGGCCAUCGCGCGCGUCGUCGGCGAGGUGCUCGGCGGCGCCGACGGCGUGUACAAGCUCGACGUCGGGGGCAGCGCGUGCGCCCUCGGCGGCGCGUACAAGGCCCUGUGGGCGCUGGAGCGCGGCGACGGCGAGACCUUUGACGAGCUCAUCGCCAAGCGCUGGAAGGAGGAGGGCUCCAUCGAAAAGGUCGACGUCGGCUUCCGCGACGGCACGUACCAAAAGUACGGCAACGUGCUGGGCGCAUUUGAGGAGAUGGAGAAGCGGCUGCUCGCGCAGGAGAAGCACGAGCAAGGGGAGGACGCGUGA